Colletotrichum lupini is the source of this 231-nucleotide messenger RNA. RefSeq lists its product as uncharacterized. The transcript has 2 exons. NCBI's taxonomy places the organism in Eukaryota, Fungi, Ascomycota, Sordariomycetes, Glomerellales, Glomerellaceae. The record is from RefSeq and is a predicted model, not a curated record. Bases 1 to 231 code for a protein of 76 amino acids.
AUGGCACACCCGCCACACAACCUCCUGCCGACCCGAGGCCACUUCUUUUGCGGGCUGGCAAUAUCUGCUACUUUUUUCAAGAUACCCAGUGGAUGCCAGAACUCCCCACCUCCAUGGCCCCGAGGUCGUCGCCGCUCACCCGCCAUAAUGAGCGGCUUUUUGCGCAAAUACCGGCGCUCCGUCCCUAUAUAUCAACUCGGUACCACUCUUCAGACGGCCGUACACAUCUGA